GAUAAGACCUCAUCUUCAGGCAAUUGUGACAUGGUUAGCCAAGAUACGACAGACGGGAAAUCCCCAAACAAGCUUGAAUCUGCUGAUAAAUUGCCUAGCUAUGUUGGGAACCAGAAUGCGUCACUAGAUCCUGAUGCAUUGUUUCAGAAACAUUACUCUAAAGAGCUGAAAGUUAACGAGGAUGAGAUCCCCUUUGUCCUAGCUGAAUUCACUGAAAACGCACUCAGAUUUAUCAAGAAGGAGCAAUAUGAAAAAGCUCUCAUUUUACUACAGAAAGCACAUGGGAUAAUCAAUGUUAUCUCCAUUGAAGGAUGUACUAGAGAUAAAUAUUUCGGCUAUGUUAUUUUUGUUAAUAUGGCUGUAUGAUUUCAGAAAUUAGGAAGUCUAGAAGAGUGAUCCAUUGCACUCGAAAAUUCCCUCAGUUACUUAGACAAAUACACAUCUCUUACAAACCAAACUAUUGCAAAAAGAAUGAAAUUAAUGCAACAAGAAGCCCGUAUCAGAAUUCAACUUUGUGCUCUCUUCUCCCAACUCCAUCAUCACACAGAUGCCCUGGAGCAGGCAAAGAUGAGUACUCGAUUGAUCCACGGUUUGGUCAAAGACCUUCUCGCUCUUUGCAAUUACUAUACUAAAAAGAAGUUCAUUCAGGACAAGACAGCCUCUUAUACUUUUGCCAAAGAUAAUGAAAAUCCUGAUAAAUCUUGCCUAAGUAGCAAUAAUUCGCACUCUCAAUUCUCAGAUAAACAGUUACCAACCAAUCCAGAAGAGCGACAGCAAUCUUUGUCUCCUUAUCGCCAAGCUGUUGUUCAUAACUAUGCUGAAGAAGACCUCUCUCUAAUCGAGAGGACUGCUCAGAGAGUCAAGCCUAUAAUCGAGGCAUUAAAAGAUCAUUUAGUGCAAGAAAAGAAAGUAGAUGAAUUAAAAAGCAAAGCAAAAGAUACCUCUCUGGUCGAGGAAGAAGGGCACGAUUCCCAAUGUAGCCAAGAACAAUCAGAAAAGGACAAGAAGAGUAAGACCAAGAAGAAGAUAGAGCCUGACAUGAGGAUAGUUCUUGGGUAUCUCAACCAACUAGAGAUGAUAUCAAAUCUUAAUAUCGGAAACAUAAUGCAAAUACAACCUGUCAGAAUUGAGGAACUCCUCUCUAUUCCUAGGAAUGAAACUGAAUUUAACAGAACUUCCUUCAUUGAGAAGAUCUCAUUACUUUGAGUCACAUAUUUCUGUAUCUCCACAGAAAUCAGAUUCAUUAUCCAGCUGAAGGAUGAAGAAGACUUUGAUGAGAAAGAGAAAGCAGAAGAGUCUGAAUAUUGGCAUUCUAAGUCUCUUGAAAUUGCAUGCACUUUUCUUCCAAGUGAUUGACCUCUGCUAAAUCACAUCUUACUCAGCUACCAGAAGCACCACUCUCCUUGUCAGCAAACAAUUCCUGAGGAUGGAGAAAAUGAACUUAGUCUGCACAUUGUAAAGCCUCUUAAAGGAAUUGAAAGCUCAAAAUUCAAACCAAUCAUCAGAAAGCUUGAUUCUGGACACAUUCAACUAACACCUCCUUGCUUCUCGCCUGCAGAUACCAUCACAAACAAAAUGGUGCUAUCCUACCAGGCUUACGCAACAUAUGGGGCUCAACCUGUGGUUCCAGAAAUUCCAAAAGCCAAAGAUCUGAACUACAGUAGCACGAAGGAUAAGAGUCGCAACACUGACACUACAAGGUACCGUUCAGUGUCCAACAACAGAGUUAUCAGCUCACUCAAAGUCGGUAUAAUGCCCGAAAUCCAAGAGAAAGAGGACAAUUUGAUCCAAAACUCAGUGAACUCAGUUAAUUCCUUCUCCAAGAAGAACUCCCAAAGCAACCCUUCGGACCGCAAAAUCAUAGAAAAACUCUUAGCAUACAUAAUGAAAGAUAAGAAACUGACAGAAAAGGAAAAGCAUUUCAGAAAUAACAACAAAAUGCAAAAUGUAUUAGAAGCCUUAAUGUCAGAUGAUUUUGAUCUUGAAGAAUCAUUCAAAAAUAAUUCCCCCGGUAAGCACAAAGAGAAAGACUCAUUACUUAUGGACUCAAUGAUAAAUAACCAACAUUCGACAAGUUAUAAAGAGAUCCAACCUGAUGAUUCUAUUGGAAUUGGUUUACUCAGCAGUGACGCGAGUAAAGUGAACAUGACAGAUGAUGUUGGUUUUUCUAAAUAUCUGUUUCAGGAUAAAUAAGAAAGCUAAAGAAAACAAGCUUAUCAGCAAACUGAUCGACCGGUCUUCGUCCAGCCAUAAGAAAGCUAGGCCUAAGAGCUCAAAAGGAGUCAGGACUUGUCACAACAAAGUUCAUACCAUGAACAACAUCGGUAACGUUGACACUAACAAACACAAACGGAGGUCAGGCAACAACGGAAGUUCUCAUUUUGGAGCCAGCAAAGCCAAAGGCAGACACUCUUACAAAUAAGAAAACUCAGUUCACAGGGUUGAAGCCUCAGUCAAGCAAAGAUGCCAGAAACAUGAAGUCCUCUCACAACAUCAAAGCUCCUAAAGACUCUCAGAUCGACCCUAAAGUGUUAUUCCGGAACAACCUUUGGGACAUCAGAAAUAACAUCAAUAAGCUUGAUUCGAACAAACUCCUGACCAAAAGUGGCAUGCUCUUGCAACCAAAGUCUUCCAAAGCAGCCAAGUCCAGAAACGCCAAGAACCAACUCACAAACGUCAAGUCACUCGGAGCCAACCUCGACAGUUUCUCGUACAUCCGGCCUCACAGCAUGAAGCAGAGCUACGAUAAAAGAGCCAGGAAGCCCAAACACAAGAAAGCCAAAGCGGCGACCAAGCUGGGCUACGACGACCUCAAAGACAGACUCGUCGAGGGGCUAAAGCGCAAGAGGUCGCGCGUCGCUCAUGAGUCGUUGGCAAAGUACAGUUCGUUGGGAGUCACCAAGAUGGGGCCGUACAACGUUCCAGCCACAACAUCGAAUAGGAAGAAAGGGGAGCUGGCCAAAUCAUUGAUAGCAGAGCCACCGAAGAAGACACAAAGCAAGAAAGGGAUGAACCUUAAUUUCUAAUGAACGUAAUGAGUACUCUCUAAGAAUAACUAUUAAGAACUUUAAGAGAGCUUAUUCAGUAUAUAACUAAAGCAUAAGUUUUCCUUAUGCCAUCAGUUACCCUUCAGCUCUUAAGAUGACUAUCUGUAAUUCUAUUCAAAGCAAUCUAAAGUA
This is a messenger RNA of Moneuplotes crassus, 3179 nucleotides long. The record is from the annotation of a GenBank genome assembly. NCBI's taxonomy places the organism in Eukaryota, Ciliophora, Spirotrichea, Euplotida, Euplotidae.